AUGACCAUGGUGCAAGGUGUCACUGGCUACUUGGGCCUCUUCUCGGCUCUCCUGCUGAUCACUCUCGUGCUCCGUAGGGCGGCGAAGAAGGCGAACAGUGAUGCCGCCGGGCGCCGGCCGAGGCAUCCACCGGGGCCGUGGCGGCUGCCGGUCAUCGGCAACCUCCUCCAGCUCAUGGUCGGCGGUCCUCUCAUCCACCGCACCAUGGCCGACCUGGCCCGCCGUCUGGACGCGCCGCUCAUGUCGCUGAGGCUCGGCGAGGUCGACGUCGUGGUCGCCUCGUCCGCCGACGCGGCCAGGGAGAUCACCAAGACGCACGACGUCAAGUUCGCGACGCGGCCAUGGAGCUCCACCAGGCGGAUCAUGGUGGCCGACGGGGCCGGGCUGGUGUUCGCGCCCUACGGCGCGCUGUGGCGGCAGCUCCGCAAGAUCGCCAUCCUCGAGCUGCUCAGCGCCCGCCGCGUCCAGUCGUUCCGCCGUAUCCGAGAGGACGAGGUCAGCCGCCUCGUCGCAGCCGUGGCGGCGGCGCAGACCGGCGGCGAGGCCGCCGUGAACAUGAGCGAGCGCAUCGCGGUGCUCAUCUCCGACACGGCGGUGCGCACGAUCAUGGGCGACCGGUUCUCGAGACGGGACGAGUUCCUCGAGUCCAUCGCCGUACGAAUCAAGGUAACUUCAGGGUUUAGCCUUGGAGACCUCUUCCCAUCGUCGAGGCUGGCCAGCUUCGUCGGCGGCACGACGCGACGAGCAGUGGAGAACCACCGCAAGCAGUUGGAGCUGAUAGAGUGCGCUCUUAGGCAGCACGAGGAGCGGAGGGCAGCGGCUGCCGGCGCUGUAGACGACGACCUCAUUGAUGUACUCCUCAGGCUUCAGAAGGAAGCAGCCUUCGAAGUACCCCUCACCAUGGGCGACAUCAAGGCCGUCGUCCUCGAUCUUUUUGGAGCCGGAAGCGAGACAUCGGCAAAUACACUUCAAUGGGUGAUGUCUGAGCUCCUAAGAAACCCAAGAGUGAUACAGAAAGCACAAGCUGAGCUACGUAAUACUCUGCAAGGAAAGCAAAGUUUGACGGAAGAUGACUUGACUAGAUUAAAGUAUAUAAAGCUUAUUAUUAAGGAGACCUUACGGCUACAUCCAGUGGUGCCACUGCUUAUUCCGAGGGAAUGCCGGGAGACAUGUAAGAUCAUGGGGUAUGACAUUCCUAUUGGCAUUACUAUGUUCGUAAACGUGUGGGCAAUUGGAAGAGACCCUAAAUAUUGGGACGAUCCUGAAACAUUCAAACCAGAACGAUUUGAAGAUGGACACAUAGAUUAUAAAGGUACAGACUUCGAGUUUUUACCAUUUGGGGCUGGACGAAGAAUGUGCCCCGGCAUAGUAUUUGCAGAAGCAACCAUGGAGCUUGUUCUUGCCUCGCUGCUCUAUCACUUUGACUGGAAGCUCCCUAAUGAUAUCUUGCCGACCAAGAUAGAUAUGACAGAGGAGAUGGGUGUUACCAUUAGAAGAAAAAAUGAUCUCUACCUCGUUCCAACCGUCAUUGUGCCACCGUCAGUUGCUCCCUAGCUGUCCACAAAUAGUAUGUCUCUAUCGUUUGGUUUUGUCUAUGUAAUAAUAAGCUGGAACAUUUGAUAUUACUUUCACCCACAAAUUAUUUCGGUGCUUUCUUUAUUAAAAUUAGGUGUAAAUGUGCGCGUGUAUCUAAUAUAAUA
Molecule: messenger RNA, 1700 nt
Organism: Oryza brachyantha (malo sina)
Lineage: Eukaryota; Viridiplantae; Streptophyta; Magnoliopsida; Poales; Poaceae
Product: zealexin A1 synthase-like
Exons: 2
Coding region: 1-1554 (517 amino acids)
Molecular function (GO): monooxygenase activity; oxidoreductase activity, acting on paired donors, with incorporation or reduction of molecular oxygen; heme binding
Source: RefSeq, a predicted model, not a curated record